CAUCACUCUCCUUCCAGAUCCCCCACCGCGCGUCUCCCGCUGCGACACGCACGCACGCCUCACCUCGUCGCCUCCGUCAACGGUCAACCCACCGCCCAUGGGAGGAGGGCACGAGCAGGAGGCCGACGCCGGCAAGGCCGGGGGCUACUCCUCCUCCGGCCUCCCGCCGUCGGAGCCGCCGCACCUGUCGGGCCAGCCGCCGCAGCAGUACGGGUACGGCACGUUCCAGGGCUCUCGCGCCGGCUCGGGCGAGUUCCGGCAGCCGCCCGUCGGGUUCCCGCAGCCCGCCCCGCCUCCCGGAUUCGGCGGCGGCGGCGGCGGCGGCUACCACAACCAGCAGCAGCCCUACGCGCCUGCGGAGCCGUACUACGCCCAGGGGUACCAGGCCGUACCAGGCUAUGGUCAAGUAGCUGAAGGAAGACCUGUGAGAAUGCGGCGUCUCCCAUGUUGUGGCCUCGGCUUAGGCUGGUUCCUGUUCAUCACCGGUUUUUUCCUUGCCGCCAUUCCAUGGUAUGUUGGAGCUUUUAUUAUGAUAUGUGUGCGGGUACAUGACCAUAGAGAGAAACCAGGAUACGUAGCCUGCACAAUCGCUGCCGCAAUUGCUGCAGUUGCCAUCCUCCUGGGGGUUACUAAAGGAACUCACGUAUGGUGAAUUGCCUCCGGAGUCCAGAGUUUUGGCAAUGGCCAAAUGCAACCCAUCGAUAUAUUGCUUGUUUGUAUUGUAUAUAUAUAUAUAUAUAUAUAUAUAUAUAUAUAUAUAUAUAUAUAUAUAUAUGUAUAUAUAUAUAUGUAUAUAUAUAUAUAUGUAUAUAUAUAUAUAUAUGUAUAUUAUAAAGUGUGACCAACACCCAUGUGUAUUGUACUUUGUAAUAAGAUUUUAAACAUACAAUCUUUGUAAGCAUUGGAUCAUAUAAUAAGAUACCUUGGUGGAAA
Molecule: messenger RNA, 933 nt
Organism: Panicum virgatum (switchgrass)
Lineage: Eukaryota; Viridiplantae; Streptophyta; Magnoliopsida; Poales; Poaceae
Product: 60S ribosomal protein L18a-like protein
Exons: 4
Coding region: 98-652 (184 amino acids)
Source: RefSeq, a predicted model, not a curated record